AUGACGAGGCCAAAAUACACCUCGGAGAACACGGUCUACGUGGGGGACCUGUCGCCGGUCACCGGCGAGAUGGACCUCUUCCAGCUGUUCAGCAAGGUCGGGCCGGUGACCAGCGUGCGGGUGGUGCGCGACUCCGUUACCCGCGCCUCGAAGGGGUACGCCUACGUCAACUUCGACACAACCUGGGACACCGGGUCAGUAAACAGAGCGGUUUCGGCUUUCAGCUACACCGGUCUGCAUGGCUCUAUCAUGAGAGUGAUGGCACUGGACAAAGCCCUGAAGUUUCGGAAGGACGCCAAUGUUUUCGUGAAGGGCCUCCAUCCCUCGAUCGACAGCAAGACUCUGCACGACACCUUUGAGGUGUUUGGGCACGUGGCCUGCGCGAAGGUGCUGUUCGCGCCAGAUGGCGCCUCGCUGGGAUAUGGCUACAUCCAAUACCUCGAAGCACCCCAUGCCCAGACCGCCAUUAAGAUGGCAGAUGGCACCAAGCUGAAGGGGCUGAAAAUCAAGGUGGCCCCAUUUCUCAGCCGCUCUCAGAGGAUGCACCACCCUCGUCUAAAGUGCACUAGUGUAUUUGUGAAGCAUCUGCCUGCCAGUGUGACUGAGGACCACCACCUCGCAAAGAUGUUCGAAGGAUAUGGCGAGAUGACGAGCGCAUUCGUCGCAAAGGAUGCGGAGGGGGCCCCCACUGGCUUUGGUUUCAUCAAUUUCAAGUCUCCAGAUGUGGCAGCAAAAGUUGUCAGGGAGAUGAACGGAAAGACUGUGGCGGGCAAAUGCCUGAUUGUGGAACCUGCACACAACCACAAGCAGAGGAAAGUGUACAACAACAGGUGUCAGGAUGCCCCCAAAGCCAGGCGUCCCGAAGUCAACGAACAAAAUGAAGGCGUGCAGCUGCUCGUGAAGUGCAUACCAUUCACGAUGGGAGAAGAUGCGCUGAUGCGUCUGUUUGAACACUUUGGAACCAUCACAUCAGUGAACAUUAUGAGGGAUGAAUACGGUGGCAGCCGUGGCUUUGGCUUCAUCACCUUCGCCACCGAUGCUGCUGCGCAGCAAGCAAUCGUUGAGAUGAAUGGUGCCUGCAUCAUGAGCGGAAACCGGCUUUACGUGGCAGUUGCCAAGUCACGACAGCAGGAGCGCCAGGCACCCCUGAUGCCGAUGCAGCAGCCGGCCUGUGGGCCCAACUUUGGCAUGUAUCCAUCUGGCCUUCCUGUGCCACCCCUUCCCUACCCCCCACCAGCCCUGAUGACGCCGCCCCUGCCCAUGCUGUCGCCACAAGGGCCCCACUCGCCGCAUUCAGCCAGUACGGUGGGGCCCCAAGGGCCUGCCGGAAUGAUGAUGUGCCCACUGUGGAGCAGCCCACCAGAAUGUUUUCCAGUGGGGGUGCCAGCCUGUAUGCCGCCCACCACGAUGCCAGUCCCAGACUUGCAGCUGCCGAGCUACCCACACCUGCCAGACAGCCUGGCAAGCCCAUCGUUCAGCGACUGCAUGGGGGAGUCGACCUGA
Messenger RNA from Ostreobium quekettii, 1503 nucleotides. Lineage: Eukaryota; Viridiplantae; Chlorophyta; Ulvophyceae; Bryopsidales; Ostreobiaceae. The record is from the annotation of a GenBank genome assembly.